Podarcis lilfordi (Lilford's wall lizard) is the source of this 13881-nucleotide messenger RNA. The record is from the annotation of a GenBank genome assembly. Lineage: Eukaryota; Metazoa; Chordata; Lepidosauria; Squamata; Lacertidae.
GGCCUGCUGCCGUGUGUAUGCGCCAGGCGGUGUCCCCUGCCUCAAACCAAGACCAGCGCUUUGGCAGCGAGUUCGAAUCUCCUCCCCUCGAACAACAUUCGCCGUGCUGCGCUUCAGCCAACACGCCCGUGGUGCUUGCCAGCGAAGGGUUAAAAACCUGGGAGUGUACUUGGAAGCCAGGUUUGUUUACCAGCCAAGUUUCUCUCUGGCUCAACAGGUUGCCGCCGCCGCUGCCCCUGCUCUCCUCGGUGCCUGGAAUCUAGGCGCGGCUCUCUCCUCCCUGCGCGGAGAUUAAAAGGCGCCCAGCUCCUCAAAGCGGCCUCGCGCGCGCGCACCGGCCCAGUCCAAGGGAUCUUCUCCUCCUCUCCGCUUUUCCCACUCUUCUGCCCAACAUGGUUCGCUGCGGCUUGGCCUGCUGGAGGUGCCGGUGGCUCCUGCCCCUUCUCUUGGGCUUAGCUAUCAUCCUGGGCAUCAUCGCCUUGUCUGGCAGGGGGUGGCUCGAGUCCGCCGAACAGCCUUACGUGCGCAAAGCCUCUCUCUGGUCGGACUGCAUGAAAGCGAACGAAAAUGAUUUGAACUGGGAGUGCAGAUCCCUGAUGGAUUAUAGUGAGUAUCCGAAAUCGGGAGCAUGGGCUGGUUAUGGGCUUCACAGGGACUGGACCCAUCCACGCACAACCAGGCAUUAAAAUAACUGGGGAGGGGGAAAGGGGGCGGAAUCUAAAUCAUCAGUUCUGGCCUAAGUGGCUAAACUGGUGCCUGAAAAUGCACCGGUAAGAGGCCCAGGAUGCAUUGUACAAAGGUCACCUUUGCUAACGUUGCCUGCUGUUAAGGAAAUGCUAUUCGUAUCUGGGCCUUGUGAGAGUUGUGAGAAGCGUUGGCAUAUUUGUGGCUGUUAACUAAAACUAAAACUAUCCGAUCCCGGUAGAAGAAAGUUUGGGACUUGGCGAGCCUGGGAGGCAGAAUAGGACUGGGCUGGCAUUGAAUUAGGCAACAGGGAGAGGAAAGACUAAGAAAAACUGCUAGGACCUGCGGGAGAGGCAGGGAUAAGAAUUAAAAAAGCAACGCCUUGCAUGCUCUUAGAUUGCUCAGUUAACUGUUUUGAUGUGUAAUGAGAACUAGACUUCAACAAAAGAAGAGGGCAUUAUUCAAUUAUGCCAGUGACUUGUACGAUCAUUCUCUUCAUUUCAAAGGGCCUUGGAUGAGGCCACACCCUUCACCCUAUCAAAUGCUAUUUUCUUUAAUUUUGAGAAGACUUGUCCAGCGGCAUUGUUGCCUGCUUGUUUGAAGUGCACAAGAUGUCCGUUGUGUGACAGGGAUCCUCGCAUGGCAGCUUCUGAGUUGCUUGGUGGCUCGACCUGUUGGAAUAAUUUUGGAACGUGACUUUCCAUAUACAGGUUUACUUCUGCUCUAAAAUCAACACUUUCUCACAAAGUAGUAUAUUACUCUUUCAAAGCAUGUAAAAACGUUCAGAAUUUUUAUAUGUUGGCUGUGAACAUGCUAAUUAGUCUUGGAAAAAUAUAAAAUUUAGCAUUCAAGAAAGACAAGCUGCAUUCUGUCAGCAGAAUAGGCACACAUAGUAGGUAACAGUUAUUCCUUUGGGUAUAAUGCAGUAAAUGUCAGCCGUAUACAUAGGUCACUAUCCAAGUAUAUGUGUGAUUGACGGAGGCCCUAUGAGACUUUCUUCUUUGAAUGCCAGACUCUGCAGAGCUGUUUCUGAUUCUUCAAAUUGGGGGCAUAGAAGAAGUCAUGCAAGAAGUUCAGCUCUCACUGAACAAAAAGAACUAAAACAAAAUAAAUCCAGAUUUUGCAGUCUUUGUAAUACGUUAUUGCGGGGGGGGGGGGGUGUUGUAUGGUGCCCAGGAACUAAUAUAACGGUGAGCACAUGGAUUUUAGGAACGGAGAAACCUUAUUGCUACUUAGUGUGGCCCUUAAAAACAGGCUCCUUACACGAUUUUACCUUCCGCCCAUUGAAAAUGGCUGCUGUGGGAGAAGUGCAGGGGGAAGGUGUCAAUCCUUAUAAUGGCGUGAAAACAAGAAAUGGUCUCUUAGUUGUGUUACUGCUGCACUUCUCUUGAAGGGUGUGAAAGGGGGAAGAAUGCCAGGAAACUAGGUAAAAGGGAACUCCCCACGCCAGCAACAAAAAGGAUAUAACGACACUGGGGUGUUUUACAAGGCUGCCAUGACCCAUACUCUGAGCCAUACAAUUGCUCCCUGCAAAUAUGGGUAUAAUAAUGACGGACUUUUUCCUGCAUUGGCAGAUACAUUUUAAAUUGCUUUUAGUGGACAUUUUAAAAUGCUUUACAAAUUCAGUAGUGGGGUGUGGGGUGGAAAGCCCGUUUUAGAAAUCUCUUAUAUAGAAAGCUGAGUUAGAAAGAUCAUGAAUUGUCUUCACAAUUUGUUUUUGUGUAAGAACACUACUGCCAAGUCACAGCUAUCCUGGAUUUCUGAAUUGUUGUCUGAGGGGCACAUAUUCACCAGACAAGACAGAAAAUUUUUUAGCAAUGGACAUCAGGAAACAGAACUCCUUUUCAUGACUUCAUUCAUUGCUUAAAAACACUGAAAGGGUGCCCUCGCUUCAGACGUCAAGGAGAUAAAGAACUAUACAACUUUUAGAAGACACCUGAAGGCAGCCCUGUAUCAGGAAUUUUUUAAUGCUUGAUGCUUUAUUAUGUUUUAUAUAUUCUGUAAGCCACCUAGAGUGGCCGGGAAAACCCAGCCAGAUGGGCAGGGUAGUAAUAAUAAUAAUGGCCAUAAUCCCGCCUCCAUGUUUUUCAUCUUAUCUUGGGUUGUAGAAGGACUAGAGACUUUGUUUUUUAAAUUAACUCUGGAAUCAUUCACAGCAACUGCCUCCUUACUGACACUCAUGGGGAGUGGCAAGCCUGGCCCCACCCUAAACAUGUUCAGAUGAAGGUCAGAACUCUCCUUAGGGAUGUGCAAACUAUAUACUUGUUGGCUCUCUGUACACAGUUGACGGUUAUAGACAAGCAACCAUAUCAGUGCUAGAGAAGCAUAGAUAAGACCGCUCCUAUUGUGCUGUUUUGUUGCUAAGUUAAAAAUGGUCACAGCUGCACUUUGCCUUUCCCAUCUGCUCAAGCAGACUACUGCAGAUUUAAUUGCAGCAGCUUAUUUGUAUUAGAGCCUCGUUUAUUUUAAGUUGCAAGCUGUACCUAAACGUAUCUUGAGGCACUUUUUCACUCACGCUUAAAAAACUGUUCUGGGUUGGAACCUUUUAUAGGGAGCUUACAGUUUGAAUAUUAAAUAAGUUUUUUUAAAAUAAAAAUAAAUUUUUUGAUGAUGCUGGCUAAGUAUCAUCUUAACUUGCUUCUUUUCUAAAGAAAGACAUUUUUAGAGUCUUUCAUAUACAUUAUUAGAGGCAUGUGUGAAGAUGUCCAGCUGCUGUUAUGCUACAACCAGACUAGAUUUUCCCAUUCCUCCUGCCAUCCCAAUUUACCCUGGGCCCUCCAGAUUGGUGUUUUAUUGUGGGUGUGUUCUGCAACAUGUUCUUGGCAUGAUAGUAGCACAUUACUGGUAGAAUUGUUCUACUAUAGCUUGUUCUGUGAUGUGUCCCCACAAACUACCACAUUAUUGCUAUCCAGCGGGGCUAUAGUGUAACAAAAGUGAAACAAAAAUAAACCAGAAGAUUUGUGAUUUAAAAAGUUGCCAGAUUUAACCAAGAAGUUACAGUAUAUGCACUGACUAGAAAUGAAGCAGUGUAACCUUUACAGGCACAAAGAGUAUUGAAAGCGGAAUUGCAUGUGAUCCAGUUUUUACUCUUUAAAGUAGAUAGCCCCCAAAACACAACUUGCUAGCAAGGAUCACCCAUGUGGUUUGGAAGCUGAUAAUUUUUCAUAGGAAAUAUUAUGAUGCGUUGGCACCUUUCAACAGGUCAGGAAGGCGGAAGUAAAUGGUGAGAACUGGAAGAUAUUUCCAGUCUACUGUAACCUAGAGUAGACUGGAAAUAUCUUCCAUUUUCUAGGUAGGGAAAACUAUGGGGUGGGGAGCAGUUCCUACCAUGCAUAGUGAGAUGCUUAAAACAUGACAGGUAGCUGCUAUGAAAGUUAGGCUGUUGCGCCAGCCAGGUAGACUGGAUUUUUAGAGAGACUGGUAUGUAUUCUCAGGUCAUUUCCCUCAGCAUAUCUCUUAUGUACCGAAUGAGAACAUGUGUAGAUUUUUAGAAAUACUGCUUUCCAAAUAAGGGUGGUGUGCUUCAAAUUCAUUGGAACUGGAUGGGAGUCAAAUCUCUCUACUCAACUAAAAUUGACUUGUCAGAAUAAGCAAGUUAGUUUGUAAGAUUCCCACAAAAACCUGCUGCUUGCCAUUAUGUUUUCUUUGUUAAAAUAUGGCAAUGGACGCUGUGUGAAGCAGUCGCACAGAAUGAUGGUGGUGUGGGAGAUUUCUGGUUGAACUCCUUCUCUGCUUGUGCUUCUUCCCCACCCUUCCCAAGCAUAAAGAAGCUUAACUUCAAGAAAGAAUACUUGUUGAUACAAACCAUCCUUGGCUGCAGCUUCAUGAUCAAGCUUGUACUUGCUGGUUUUGAGUGUUGCAGAGGGUAUGGAAAAGAGCCACACCCUCCAUAUGAAGGGAUGGGAGGGAACCUCCGCUUGUAAUGAUUUCUAAAUUGCCAGCGUCUUAAUUCAGAUUUGUCUGAGAACCAAAUUAGACUUAACUUUGGAAUAAUGAAUCUCUUUCCCCAGGUUUUCUUUUUUUGUAAUGAAAACACAGCCCAAGGAAGCUUCUUGCAUGGAGUACAGAAAUGGGGAAGAAACCGGGCAAGUUUCUUCUCCUGUAUGGCUGUAUUUCCCCCUCAAAAUUAACUCCCAUCAAUAGAAAAUAUAUAUAUAGCUAUUGUUUCCCUUGCAGCUGGGCAGAGCAACUCUAAACUGUGGUUAAGCAUUAUGUCAACAAUAUUAAUCACAGUUAAUACUUAAGAGUACAGUGGUACCUUGGGUUAAGAACUUAAUUCAUUCUGGAGGUCCAUUCUUAACCUGAAACUGUUCUUAACCUGAGGUACCACUUUAGCUAAUGGGGCCUCCCGCGGCCACCGCCGCGCAAUUUCUGUUCUCAUCCUGAAGCAAAGUUCUUAACCCGAGGUACUGUUUCUGGGUUAGCGGAGUCUGUAACCUGAAGCGUCUGUAACCUGAGGUACCACUGUAUCCCCUCUUAACUAGUUUGGUUAGCAAACUAUGAUUAGGAAGGAGGAGAACCAUAAUGUUAACCGUGGUUAGCACUCGCCUAUUCAGGCACUAUACUCUUAUGUAAAUUCAGCACAUGAAGAGGAGCAGGGCUGAGAAAGCCCUCAGCACCCUUCAUCACCUGUGCCAGGUGGUCAUUUCUGUGGAGAUCUCUGCUGGGAGACGGCUUUCUCAUGUGCAGCUGAAGAUUCGGAGGCUUCCAUGCCACCCAUGUGACCACGAGUGUAUGUGAGGCACAGGCAGGGGAGUUUGUAGAUGACAUGAUGCGGCAUGGGGCAUUUCAGCACAGCCCCACUCCUGCCUGACGUACUGAGUUUCCAGUGAAGCAUGAUGCUGCCUGAAGAGGGUUAUUCAAGCCGAAGAAGGGUAGGGAAAAUGUACAGAGGCAAAGGCAUGUGAUCAUAUAAAAAUAAAUGACUGAGCCCUGAAUAGACAUAGAGAUUUUAGGAGUGGCUUGCUUUCUGGAAUGAUAAUAAUUAUGUCUAUUAUUACUGUUGCACCAUCACUGUAACAAUUAUGAUCAGGAUCAAAGUUUAACAAGCCCAACUGCUUGGGUGUUUUCAUAUUAGCUUUUCCAAUCUCCCCAGGACCACAAACUUACAGACACAGCAUUCGUAAUCAUUUGAGGUACAAAGAAGCUUUGUAAUUAAGAGUUUCCUGAAUUAUUGUGUGUGAAGCAUCUUUAUAGCUAUAAACUGUUCUAAUCAGUGGAUUCAUCGUAGACCUACAUAGCUGAACCUACCUUUGUCCUUCUUUUAUUUAUUAAAUAAUUACCUGUUACUAACCCUUGCGUCUGAUUUAAUUCUGAGACACAGGAGGAAGAAAACAGGAUUAUUUAAGGACUGCUCAAGCUGAUGGUCAUGGUUAAAGCACUGAAACUUGAGGCAAGCUGUGGGAUCAGUCACUUCCUCUCUCCAGCUCUUUUUAGUUUCUAUCUUUCUCUUCUAGAUUUAACAAUGGUUAAGGGUUAUAUCAUCCUUAGAGACAAUUUGGGACAAAUGCAAUUAAGCGGUAUGCCUUUAAAGAUGUUGUGUAAACAGGAAUGCGCAACACAAGCUAAGAUGUGCUCUCCUAUGCCAUCCUUAGAAGCCUAUUUUGACAGUAAGCAGUAUAUAGAUAACAAUAAUCCAUAUGUAAUAAUACACAUGGUUUAGCAUAAUAGGAGUGAGUACUGGGCUUGAAUACUACCUUUUCUUCCUCUGGCGCACCUUUGUGAGGGUUUUGGAAGCUUUCACUUCCAGUUUUGGCUAACUGCAGCUUGUUCUAAUAUCCAAACCUGGACAAACUGCAGUUAAUUUUAACUAUGGUUAGUGGAAACAAGCCAACUUCAAACCGUUGUUUAUGAAGUUGGCUUGUCCUUAUUAAAUGCAUGUCAGAUUAACAACACUUUAGGGUUCAGACAUAAUGCUAAACAGUGGUGUAGGCUGGGCAUUAUACAACCUUUUUGUGCCCUCUACAUUUAGAUAGGGUGCAUGUAGUGUUAGGGGAGAAGUAGUACCUCUGGCGGGGGUCUCUUUCUGGGGUAGUUUGUCCAUCUUUGGCCCCCCAACCUCACCUGUGGCUCCUAGAACCUGUCAGCUGUUUCCCAAUAUAUAAAAAUGUUAAGAGCAAACUUAGUGCUUCAGAUUGGUAAUUAAAGCACCUGGCUGAAUGAAAUCUGACAAGGGCCAAUUAACAGACUAGUCAUCAAUAAUUCUGGUGUCUAACUCAACAAGAAGCAAUAAAAGGACACAAUCCACGAGCAAGAAACUUCAAGUUACCUUGGAAGGAAUAUUUGGUAUGUUGGUACAGCACUUAACUUUAUCUGUGGAACUUGCUUCUAAAUACAUGGGCACAGAAUUGUACUUUUCAGUGCACACGAAGGUCUGUAUUAAAGCUUGCAGCUCUAAUUUAAGCAAGCUGCCGGAUCUAGUCUCAUUUCUGUCUCAUUAAAACUGAACAGCUUCAAAUCUGGGACUUUCAAUGCAGUUAAGGUUUUUUGGCUACCACAUUAUUACUGAAUCCAUGCAUUCCUUCUCUUAAUACCUUUUGAUAAAAUGAUAGAAUAUGUUAUUACCACUGGCCUCCAGAGUCAUGUAAAUCCAUUGUCUCACACUCUUAGGCUGUGUUCACAUUACCAGCUUAAAGCACAGCUAAGCCACCCUUUUUCUCAAUAUCUGGCUGUCUUAGACAGAGUAUAUGCAACACUGGAUGCACCUAGAUAGUUGAGCAGGGCCCAGAGAAGCAACAUAAUGUACGAUAAUGAUAUGAUGCUGAUGGAGGAUAAGGCUAUGAGUAAUUAUGACUGCGUGCUAUCUCUUUGAUCGGAGGCAGUGUGAUCAAAGUGAAUCUGAAUACCAGUUGCUGCAGGAGGGUGAUGGUGCAAGAGGGCUGUUGCCAUUAUGUCCUGCUUGUAGCCUUUCCAUAGGUUGGUCACUGUGAAGAAACAGGAUUCUGGGCUAUAUAUCAGUAUAGACAGGCAGCAACCAUUUUACAGGUGUCUGAUUGACGUGUCAUGCACACGCUCAUCGCUGCUGACCCUGAAGUGGCCUAAAAAUGGGGUGGGCUUUUGCAUCUGCUGCCAAUGCACAUGGAGGUCAGGAAUGGAACCCCCACACAAAAUGGUUGCUGCUUGUAUAUAAAUCCAACAGGAUUCAUGGCCUCCUCUAAAAAAAAUCAUGUGUGUUCUAUUCAUUGUUGUUACCUUGAAGCUGCAUUCAAAUUUUGCAAAAUGUGAAAUAUGUGCUCUGCAUGCAUCACUAAGCUCUAAAUUCAUGUGUGUGUGUGUGUGUAAUAUUCUGUAAUCAAUUCUGUAUCCAGGGCAGCUGUCUACCAACUCCACCUGGUAUGCAGGCUGAGACCCUACCUGCCCACGGACUGUCUCGCCAGAGUGGUGCAUGCUCUAGUUAUCUCCCGCUUGGACUACUGCAAUGCGCUCUACGUGGGGCUACCUUUGAAGGUGACUCGGAAACUACAACUAAUCCAGAAUGUGGUAGCUAGACUGGUGACUGGGGGCGGCCGCCGAGACCACAUAACACCGGUCUUGAAAGACCUACAUUGGCUCCCAGUACGUUUCCGAGCACAAUUCAAAGUGCUGGUGUUGACCUUUAAAGCCCUAAACGGCCUUGGCCCAGUAUACCUGAAGGAGCGUCUCCACCCCCAUCGUUCUGCCCGGAUGCUGAGGUCCAGCGCCGAGGGCCUUCUGGCGGUUCCCUCAUUGCAAGAAGCAAAGUUACAGGGAACCAGGCAGAGGGCCUUCUCGGUAGUGGCGCCCGCCCUGUGGAAUGCCCUCCCAUCAGAUGUCAAAGCGAUAAAUAACUACCUGACAUUUAGAAGACAUCUUAAGGCAGCCCUGUUCAGGGAAGUUUUUAAUCUGUGAUAUUUUACUGUAUUUUUGGUUUCUAUGGAAGCCGCCCAGAGUGGCUGGGGAAACCCAGCCAGAUGGGCGGGGUACAAAUAAUAAAUUAUUAUUAUUAUUAUUAUUAUUAUUAUUAUACCCUCUCUUUUUCUCCCCUUAUUUUAAAUCAUAGGUUGGGGAAGAGCUUCUGCUGCUACAUAUCUUGUUGGCUUUGUCAUCCUCUGCAUCUGUUUCUGCCUAGCAGUCAUAGCCUUUUCCAUUGAUAUUCUACGGUUCAACUUUGUUCGAGGCAUUGGAGGUUUGCUCUUCGUCGUUGGUAAGACUGCAGCUAAGAGAAACUGCUUUUAAACAAUGGGCUUACACUGAAUACAAUGUGACUUUCCUUAGAUUUGUUUUCCAGAAUCUUUUUGGUCCUAGAGAAAACUUUGUUUUCGUUUCAAAAACUAAUCAGUAAUGACUAUGCUUGUGUUAGUCAAGAAGUAAUCAAGGUUGUAAUAUUUAGGGAUGCAUAUCUGAGAUUUGUAACAGCACACACACACACACACACACACACACACACACACACACACACACACACACACACACACACAUACACACAUUUUAAGGCACCGAACUCCCACCAACAUUUAUGUUAAUUUUGACUUACCACCUCUGUUAGUCUCAGAUUCUGACCUAUAGAGCUUCUCUGUAUGAGAGCCAUUUUCCAUGUUGGGGGAAAUAGGGACUACUUUCCCCUGCACCAAACCCAUCUUGACCAACCGCCAAUAAAGACUGUGAACAACUGCUACACAGGUACAUAAUGCUACAGUUUCUGUGAUUUCUGCAAUUGCAGAAGUAGCAGCAGAGAUAAUUUUUGUAACUUGUUUUCACUGCAGAUUCACACGCUUCCUAGGACUAGUUACAGAAAAGGCAUCUGCCUGGAAAACAUAGUGGCUGCUUUAACUAAAUACCUUGGAUGCAAAUGUUUAACUGUGCUUACUUGAAACUGAAAGUAAAAGUUUCUGAUCUUUGGCCUGGAGGAGCAAGCAGGAGGGUGAAUAGAUAAACCCCAGGCUCAUGCAUGUGUUAAUAAACCAUUGCUUACUGUUACAGCCAAACUAGACCAUUAUGUACUUUAGCAGUCAAAUGUCAUUGUUUCUAGGAACUAAAUUAUCUUGAUUUUCAGUGGCAGAUAUGUCUUAUAUGUGUUUUAAGGUAUUAGUGUUGAGGUGACUCAAGACAUGCGUGUUCACAGGGUGACUUGCAUGCCAGGCUGAAGGACACAGGUCCUGCUUUAGGAACUCUCGCUAUGCGAAAUUCACUUAUCUGAACACAAGGAAUUAGUACCCAAACCUUGCUAUGUGCAACAUUCCUAGGGUCAGGAGUGUAUUAGAAAUUUCCCCAUAGUAAUCAAUGAACAUUGUUGACUCGCUAUGCGAAUGAGAAUCAUGGACACAUUAUAUGAAUGCUUGCCUAACAAACAAUUUUCAGGGAAUGCAUUGUGUUCCUAAAGCAGGAAAUGCAUGUACAUCACAUGACAUUGCUUGAGAUGCAGCACCCUCAAGUGGAGGCAGCUGACACAUUUUCCUGAUUUUGUACACCCCCAUCAUUCCUUCUUCCUUUUUAUACUGCAACAUACAGGGUUUUUGUGUGUGGAUAAAUUCCCAGUUAUGUGAAGAAUUUCCACGACUGCUAGGAACUUCAGGCACUACUGUGGAAACUUAUUGACACUGCAAACCCAUACCAGUUCCUAGUAUCCUAGAAAGAAUCCUGGGAACUAUAGUAUUGAGGUGCUAAGAAUGCUCUGUUACAGAACCCAAACUAUUUCCCAGUUUCUCUUAGAAGGGGGAAUGACUGUUUAAAACCACUUUGAGUCUGUGGUGUUGAUAAGCUAAUUGUGUCCAGUUUGCAAGGCAAGUACUGAGUUGAACAUUCUUUAUUUCAUCUGCUCAGAAAUAACACAUAGUUAAUGAUUCUGGAACGCCCAGCGUGAGGGUGCUGCAACCAGUCUGUAAUUGUAGGAGUAACUGAUGAAACAUUUAACAAGAAUACAGUUAGCUUCAUAUAAGUUUCUCAGGACAAAAGGUUAUUAAUUUAACUCCUAAUUUGUUUUUCUUCGCUUUUUUUCCAUUCAGCUGCUUUCCAAAUUAUAGGCCUGGUCAUCUAUCCAGUGAUGUUUGUGGAGGACAUUCCAUUGACAGGAAGCAACAUGUUCAGCUGGGCUUAUGGCUUUGGCUGGGCAAGCACUGUGAUUGCGAUAGGCUGUGCCUUCUUUUUCUGCUGCCUCCCCAACUGGGAAGAUGAAGUCCUGGGCAACAUCAAACCCUACCCCAUCUACAGCAGUGGCGAACGUGUUUGAUAUGGAGUUAGUAGAAAAGAUCGCUUUCAGUAAAGAAAACUAUAUCGUUUCUGGCUUGUGGGAAAGAGCAUGCUUAUAUUGCCCUGUUUUCAUUUGACAUAGAAUUCCUAGCUUUGUUCUAAUAAUUAAGCCAAAUUUCACAGUUCGUUUUUAGUCUUGUAUCCAUUUUCAGAUCUGGCAGCUGCUGUUUUUACAAGGAAGACAGAAUAAAUUGUAUUUUGAUGGUUAAUACAAGUUUCCUUUUAAUAACCUCAAAAGAAAGUAAGAUGUGUCUCCGUGUGGCUUGUUUCUAUGUUUUGAUAUUUUACUGAGUAAAUUCCUUUUACACUUUAAGACCAGCACAACCCUUAGAGUCUAGGUUUGCGGGAUCCUUAUCCAGUAAUGUCAGUCUGAUGUGAAUUUUAGAAAAAACUAAAAGCAGUUGCAGCAAGAUAGUGUCUAUGAGAAUGCUUUGGAAAAGUGCAGAAUAAAUAUUUAUACAUUUUGCACACAAUCUUUUAAGCUAAGCAAACAUAAUAUUUUGUAUGUUUUACAUUUUUCAGUUGUGAAUUGAGGGUGGAAGAAAGCUUUAGAGCUGCAUUUCUAUCACAACCCCCAGUAUCUGAUAUAAUUUUAUCCUUGCUAAAUGGACCUCCCUGUAAACAUUUUUAUACGAGUUUUGAAAUCCCAUUUUUGAUACAAAUAAAUUGCAAAAAGUAACGUGCUGUAGCAGAAGUAAUGGUAGUAAUGGUAGUCCCUAGGGCAGAAAAAUCACAAGAGGGAUACCAUAUCCAUGAAAUGAGAACUGUAGCUUUCCCAGAGAUGUCUAAAAGCUGGUUACAAAACUAGCCGUAAUCAUAUGAUAUGAGAUAAGAUGGGCAAUUAUCAAGCAGUGAGAUAGUAUAUUGCAGGUUUUUAAAUCUAUGGCGAUGCUCCUCCAUAGUCGAUCACAUCUAGGAGAGUUAAGCAUGUGCUUAGCAGUGCAAUCCUAUAACUCUUUACUCUGAAGUAAGCCCAUUGAGUUACUGACAAUAGAAUUGCAACCUGGGGUUCCCAAACUAAAAUUAGUGGGACUUAAAAGUGUUUAAAUUUGGGUUCUGUAACUUGGAUGAUGACAAAUAUUUUUCAAAGUGUCCAGAUGUUAAAUGCUAUAUGCAGUGAUGGACAGGAUUAAAGUGGUACUAUUUUGAACACAAUAUUUUUUUUAAAAGGUUAUUAUGACUGGAAACCUUGAUUGGAAUAUGUGUAUACUUUCAUAUACUUAAAAUAUUUUGUAAAUGUAUAAAACCUAUGUUUAUCAUGAUAGUCAUCAUGAUUUAAAGUAUAUUACUAAGAAGAGUUUGGAAGAUCAAAUAUCAGUUUUAUACCUUUUUACAGGGGUUUUUGUAUUUGCAGAAAUGUUGUAUAUUGUGAUUUAUAACUUCAGACAUGGCUGUUUGAUGUAUUUUAUAAUUCUCAUUGUCCAAACGAAUCCAUCCACUGUUGAAUAAUUUGCUUAAUAAAGGUGGUAAAGCAAAAUAAGUUCUCAAGAAAAAACUAAUGCACUCUGAAAUGUGAUUGCUGCCUCACUGUACGUAUAUUAAAUCACAAAACAUAGCAACACACAACCAAAGAAUACAAAAGUUUCUUUAAAAGUUUGGAAUAUUUGCUGUUUUUUAAAUAAAUGGUUGUACUUAUUGUCAAACUUUGCAAAACAUCUAAAUAGACAAAAAAUGAGUGGGUUUUGUUUUUUUUAAGUGAGAAAGCUUAAGGAAGGUAAGACUCAGCAUGACUGUUACCAUUUGACUGUUCACAUAAUAUCUUUUUUGAGUAACUCAUGCAGACGUCUGUCAACAUUGAGCUGUAUUCAGUGCUCUGCAUGCUUAGUUCUGCUGGCUCCUUCCCCUGUGCAUUCCCAAAAUCUUUUCUGGAGUGUUCUCUUCUGGAGGGGACAGAGGAGGAAAUUCCAUUCCAUUACAGAAGUAUGUUGCAGCAGUGGAACUGCAGCAUUGGAUACUGCUUGUCACUUUUAAGAACUUACACAGUUCUUAAAAGUGGAAUUUGAUAGGUGAUGACAAAGAAUGGCUCCUUUUAAUUUCCGCCUGGUUCCGCCCAUGGCAAGUCAGCAGUUUGCUUUCACCUUCAAAGGCCAAACCCAUCUUUUGGUACAAUCUUUCUCAACCUGGUGCCUUCUGGAUGUUGUGGACUCCCAACUCCCAUAAUUCCUGACCCUUGGCCAUGCUGGCGGGUGCUGAGGGGGGGUUACAGUCCAAGAGCAUCUGGAGGAUUGGUCAAGAACACGACAUUUCCUUGAGUAUGGUUAGCAAAGGUAUCUCCAAAGAUAAAUCCAGGCUGAUAAUCAGUCAUGGGUGUUCAUGCACAUAGUAGUGGCAUUAUGUCACCAGUUGAAAUGGCGUUUAAGCAUGCCAUGGGGUUAUCUCCUCCUCAGGCACAUACAUAAAUGGAUGUUUUGAGUCAGCUCUUGAAACGCUGGUCCUUUUCAGUAGAGGAUUUACAUUUGCAUGCCUUGGAAGUUGUGCUGAAGUUGUUUGAUAAAAUCGUAUCUGGAGCACCUCCUAACAUGAUCAAUGAAAUGAAGAGGGAGUUUAGUAUUAGUGCACGCCUUACACUUGCAAACUCUUUUGUUGUUUUUAAUUAUAAGACUUAAACAGGACAUGUAGCUUUUAUUAAGUAGAGUCAGCCUUCCAUUUGCCAUGGGAUAGCAAGAUUUAAAUAACUCCUUUUUGUACCCCUCAGUUGCUACAGCAGUUAUUGUCCUGUUUUUUUAUGGAGCCCAGUCUUCAUGCCCUACAAUCUACCCUCAGUAGGAACAAAUGUUUUAAAUUCAACAAAAUGUGUCCUAAAUCUGUAGGGGGUGGGAUGAUUUUGGUUUGUAUAGACUAGGGAUAUUUUUAGGACACAUAAUUUGUUAUUUUGCUUAAUGGCUUAUGUUCAGAUGUUUUAGAGUAGUAAGUCUGUUUUUAAUAAUUGCUUGUACUAAAUGAUCAGGCUUUCGUAUCAUACGGACUUCAGUUGAAUAAACAGUUUUGAUAAAU